AUGAGCGGCUACGCCUACGAGGCCUCCGCGGCGCCGGCCGUGCCCACCAACCCCUACGAGGUCCCCUACGGCUACGACCCCGCCUCGGGCUACGGCCCCCCAGGCGCGUGCGACGCGUCGGCCUACGCCUCGCAGGGCGACGAGAUCCGCACCAUAUUCCUCACGGGCUUCCCGGACGACGUCAAGGAGCGGGAGCUGAACAACAUGCUGCGGUUCCUGCCCGGAUACCAGGCGUCGCAGAUGAACUGGAAGAACGGCCAGGUGAGCCACCGUGGCGGGUGGGGGCUGGUCGGGAGAUGCUUUGGCGCCUGGCUGCGGGUGCGCGCCGGUUUGCGGUGA
Molecule: messenger RNA, 339 nt
Organism: Ostreobium quekettii
Lineage: Eukaryota; Viridiplantae; Chlorophyta; Ulvophyceae; Bryopsidales; Ostreobiaceae
Source: the annotation of a GenBank genome assembly